Messenger RNA from Ficedula albicollis (Collared flycatcher), 4252 nucleotides. It is a transcript of the gene PRDM4, whose product is annotated as PR domain 4. The transcript has 11 exons. The record is from RefSeq and is a predicted model, not a curated record. Lineage: Eukaryota; Metazoa; Chordata; Aves; Passeriformes; Muscicapidae. Bases 1317 to 3707 code for a protein of 796 amino acids. Gene Ontology annotation, molecular function: RNA polymerase II cis-regulatory region sequence-specific DNA binding; histone deacetylase binding; DNA-binding transcription factor activity, RNA polymerase II-specific. Gene Ontology annotation, biological process: regulation of transcription by RNA polymerase II; transcription by RNA polymerase II; cell fate commitment. Gene Ontology annotation, cellular component: nucleus; cytoplasm.
GUUGAAACAGCGCAAAGAUUUCAUUGCCAGGGCACUUCUGCUGUAGAAUUACAGUAUCAUAAUUGGAAUUAAGACAAGCUGAGGGCAUGGGAUAACCUAGCAUUUCAGGACAGAACUGAGAUGUACUGAGUGUGACCGUGAAGUUUUAAGGAUGAGAACUGAAAAUGGAAGGUCUCCUGUCAUCUCCUACUAGGGAAUGCAGAGUGAAGAGAGAGACUUUUGGGCUUGAAGUCAUUCACUGUAGGUUCUAAGAAAGAUGUGAAGUAUUAGCACCACCAUGUUGAUAUGUGGGACCACAGACACAAAAAUGAAGCAGACCUAAAGCCUCCAUCACAGGAUUAGCAGUCUAUAAAAACCUGAGGACUUGGUGAGUUCUUUUCUGACUUGCUGAGAUAAUGUUUGUGGGCCAAUUCGGAUAGUCAGCCACGGUUAGGGUAAGCUUGGUGGAGGAGAGGUUGUGGGACAUAUGGUAAACUAAAUAUGGUCAUUCUUUGGGUCAUGAAUGACAGAGACCUGGACUGACUUUGCCUAAACGUACUCCUUCAGAUGUUAGAUAUUUAGACUAAACCCAUUAUGCAGGUCCCAGUUUCAGGCCAUAGACACAGAAAGGCAGCUCCAAAGAAAUUCUUAUACAUCUUGGACAUCUACUUCAGGAUGGGAUGAAGCACUCUCUGCAGCAAACUAUUUCCCUCCUUCAGCUACACAGAGAGCUUGAAAAACAAGUGUAUACAUGGUGUUGAACUUUCUGACAAAGCCAAAGGAGGAGAGUAUGUUUGCAGAAUCAGAAUUAUAGAUGGGCUUGUACUGAACUAAAACGACCUCUACAUUUAGGCUCUUUAGACCAUGGAACGAUCCUUACAGGUCCUACAUUUAGGUUCUUUAGAUCAAGAGAGGGCGGACAGAAAAACGCUUUGAAUUUCCUGCUGUGCAGACCUCCUACCGAGGGACGGCUCGUUUAACGAGGCACCUCUGAAGAGCGGGGCACACAGCAGGGAGCGAGCCCCCUCAGUGCUCAGGACAGCCCGGCCCGGCCCUGCAGGAGCGCGGCCAUCCAUCCGAGCAGCGCAGCGCAGCACGAACCUGUGCACCGCAGAACUGCCUGCACACAUCCCGAGAUUCCUCAGCAAUGCCACCUUAGCCAGAACUGCACGCAGGAGCGACCACAAUUGAGCGACGAUCUCCAGAACAUAGCUGGGCACGUACGGGCUGACGGUACCUGAGGACACAAAACUCAAUGACAGCAGCUACGAGGGUGCAAUGAGAAGGCAGUGAGACAGCUGGGAAUACGCGGUGGGAAUGCCGAGUGAAAACCGGAAAUGAAUGAAAUGAACUUGAGUCCUGUAGGGAUGGACCAGCUGACCUCCUCCUCUGUGAGCAAUGCCCUGCCGGUCUCAGGAAGUCACUUGGGCUUGGCAGCAUCACCCACUCACAAUGCCAUACCAGCACCAGGCUUGCCUGUUGCAAUUCCAAACCUGGGUCCCUCCUUGAGUUCCUUGCCCUCUGCUCUGUCUCUGAUGCUCCCAAUGGGUAUUGGGGAUCGAGGAGUGAUGUGUGGUAUACCAGAGAGAAACUACACCCUACCUCCACCACCAUACCCUCACCUGGAGAGCAGCUAUUUCAGACACAUUCUACCUGGUAUUUUAUCUUACUUGGCUGACAGACCACCACCUCAGUACAUCCAUCCCAACACUAUAAAUGUUGACAGCAAUCCAGCAUUGUCAGUCUCCAACAAUCCCUCAGCCCUGGACCCCUACCAGCCCAGUGGGACCGUGGGGCUGGAACCAGGGAUUGUCUCCAUGGACUCCCGCACAGUGAACACACAUGGCCCCCAAAACCUGCAUCCUAGUGACAGCCACGAGGUAGCACUGGAUACUACAAUCACCAUGGAGAGCGUUUCGAGGGUGACCAGCCCCAUCUCUGCAGAUGGGAUGACGGAGGAGCUUACCAUGGAUGAUGUAGCCGGGGAUCACACGCAGAUCCCGAACGGCUCCCGCAGCCACGAACCUUUAGCCGUAGACGCAGUGGGGAGUAACCUGCCGUCGGACGCUGUGGGGCACGGCGGUGUCAUUCCCAUUCACGGUAGCACUUUGGAACUCCCUGUUGUCAUGGAGCCCGACCACAUGGCCGGGCGGGUGGCAGGGAUAUCGGACAGCACACUAAGCGACCCCAUUCAUACUGUGGCCAUGAGCACCAACUCCGUGAGUGUGGCGCUCCCUACCUCACACAACCUCGCUUCCCUGGACUCAGUAGCCUUGCAUGAAGUGGGCCUCAGCCUGGAGCCUGUGGCAGUGUCUUCCAUAAGUCAGGAAGUAGCCAUGGGGCCAAGCCAUGUCGAUGUGUCUGCAGACAAUCUUGCCUUUGUACCAUCAUCUCUGCAAAUGGAAGACUCCAAUUCCAACAAGGAGAACAUGGCAACCUUGUUUACCAUAUGGUGCACGCUGUGUGACAAGGCGUAUCCAUCAGACUGCCCGGACCACGGGCCCGUCACCUUUGUCCCCGACAGCCCAAUCGAGAGCCGGGCCAGGCUGUCCCUCCCGAAGCAGCUGCUGCUCCGGCAGUCCAUCAUGGGAGCUGAGGCGGGUGUGUGGACACGAGAAACCAUUCCUGUGAGGACUUGUUUCGGACCUUUGAUUGGGCAGCAGAGCCAUUCCCUGGAGGUGGCUGACUGGACAGACAAAGCAGCCAGUCACAUCUGGAAGCUCUAUCACAAUGGUGUCCUGGAGUUCUGUGUCAUCACAACUGAUGAGAAUGAAUGUAACUGGAUGAUGUUCGUGCGCAAAGCCAGGAACCGGGAAGAGCAGAACCUGGUUGCUUAUCCUCACGAUGGAAAAAUUUACUUCUGCACCUCUCGGGACAUCCCCCCUGAGCACGAGCUUCUCUUCUAUUACAGUCGGGACUAUGCACGACAGCUUGGUGUCCCCGAGCAUCCAGACGUGCACAUCUGCCACUGUGGGAAGGAAUGCGCUUCCUAUGCAGACUUCAAGGCCCAUUUGAGCAGCCAUAUUCACAACCACCUCCCCAGUCAGGGCCACAGCAGCAGCCACGGGCCAGGCCACGGCAAGGAACGCAAGUGGAAGUGCUCCAUGUGUCCCCAGGCUUUCAUCUCCCCCUCCAAGCUGCACGUGCACUUCAUGGGGCACAUGGGCAUGAAGCCGCACAAGUGCGAUUUCUGUAGCAAAGCUUUCAGCGAUCCAAGCAACUUACGGACACACCUCAAGAUCCACACAGGUCAGAAGAAUUACCGCUGCACCCUCUGUGACAAGUCGUUCACGCAGAAGGCUCACCUGGAGUCGCACAUGGUCAUCCACACCGGGGAGAAGAACCUCAAGUGCGAUUACUGCGAGAAGCUCUUCAUGCGGAGGCAGGACCUCAAGCAGCAUGUCCUCACUCACACACAAGAACGGCAGAUCAAAUGCCCCAAGUGUGACAAGCUCUUCCUGAGGACAAAUCACCUGAAGAAGCAUCUCAAUUCACAUGAAGGAAAGAGGGACUAUGUCUGUGAGAAAUGCUCCAAGGCUUAUCUAACCAAAUAUCACCUCACUCGACACUUAAAAAUAUGUAAAGGCCCCACAUCCAGCCUGUCAGCCCCAGAGGAGGAAGAGGAGGAGGAUUCAGAGGAGGAAUUAAUAGACUCUAUGAGGACUGAGGACUGUAGGAUUAACAACGGAGUCUAUUCAACAGGUGAUGUUCUCUCUGGACACAAAUGAAGAAGAGAGGAAAACUUUCUUGGAUAUUAUAAGUAGAGAAGGAAAAACCCUCUUCCUUGUUUCCCCAGUCACCAGUGUAUGUCAGGUGAGGAGUUUUCCUUCUGUUUUUGUCUCCACACUACCACCACUUAAUGUAACCUGUAGCCAGAACACUGAACAAGACUGGAUCAUGCACGUACAAGUGAAGAGUUGCUAAGAAGGAAAUGUGAGGCAAGAUUUCUUUCACACACGUUGUGCAUACUUCUCCAAAUCACUCAGAUUAAUCCAUCCAGUGCCAGGACACGUGACACACCUCACACAGCCCUUCGAGCAAAGAGCCACGAACCUGAAAUGUACCUGAGGGAUUGCAGUGACCUGUAAGCCAACUGUCCUUAACUGCCCAAGGUGUGACAUGAAGAGAGACAAGGAAAAAAGGGUGGUGGCCAUUGAUGUUUUUUAAAACUUUAACUGAAGGAUGUGGUUUGGCACAAAGCAAAGACUUCUCAAUGCUCAGGUUUCCUUCUUAAAACAAAACCUUUUGGGUAAAAAAAAAAAAAAAAGGCCAG